Molecule: messenger RNA, 1395 nt
Organism: Kuraishia capsulata CBS 1993
Lineage: Eukaryota; Fungi; Ascomycota; Pichiomycetes; Pichiales; Pichiaceae
Exons: 2
Coding region: 1-1395 (464 amino acids)
Biological process (GO): protein polyubiquitination
Molecular function (GO): ubiquitin protein ligase activity; metal ion binding
Source: RefSeq, a predicted model, not a curated record
AUGCAAUCGAACUUGAUGGAAAAAAUCCCAGACACAGGUCCCAGUCAUCGUCAACACCAGAAACGCGAAGCCUUCGAGCCCCGUACCAUGCCUCAGUUCUCCAAGAACAACCGGUCUUUUCCUGAGGUUGGCAACCCAUUGGGCAGACAUGCGAAUGGAUCGCAGAAAAAUGCAGCUCAGGAUUCGAAAAGUUCAUCUAGAAACCUUUCACACGUCCCUUGCAAGUUCUUCAGACAAGGAGCCUGUCAAGCAGGCUCUUCGUGUCCUUUCUCGCAUGCGACAGAUGUCGCCACAGAUACAGCUCCUUGCAAGUAUUUCCAGAAGGGAAACUGCAAAUUUGGCGUGAAAUGCGCCCUCGCGCAUGUUCUUCCGGACGGACGCAGAAUUAAUCCGAAGUCCCUGGCACAGGCAUACCAACAGCAGCACCAACCAUCUUCUGGGUCCAAUUCCAACGGAUUAUAUCAGCUGCAUCAACAGCAGAAUCGAGUGGGUUCAUAUGUUUCCAACUCGUCAAGAUCGCCUUCUAGCACAAUUUCGCGUUCGAUUGGAAGCACUAGCAACUCCAACCCUACAAGUACCUCCAACUUCUCCCUGCAGCAGAUCAACACGAACGGACUUUCGCAACCGAUCAAUAUUUCUGAGAACCCAGACGGUUCUCAGGUUUCACAAUCGCCUCAUCGGACAUUCAUUGGCUCAAACAACUCCCCUAUCGCAACCUCUCCGUUUGCCAAUUCCAUAUGGAGUAACCCCCAGAGUGCAGGCACUUCGGUAACUGCUAUCAACUCAAACCUUCAUAGUACCAGUGUUGGUAGCCACGAGAAUUUUGGAAAUACAAACCCCACAACACCUACCAACUCGAAUGGAAACUCGGUCAACAGAUCGAGCUACUACAGGACCCUAUCGCACAACGCAAUUUUGCGUCCGUCGUUCCUCUCAUCUUUGGCUAAGAAGCAAGAGCUCAUGGAAACUCCCAUGUUUUUGCCCAACCAGCAUCAACCAAUUCUUGAUGGGAGUGCAAUUGCAGACGACGAUGACGAUGAUCAGGGGCAGCUAGAUUUCGUGCCUUCGAGUCUUUCCGAUUUGCUCACCCCACAGGAGCUCAAGAGACGAAACUCAAGACCUCCGUCCACUGCUCCUACCCCAAAUUUUGGGCAAAGGACAGGAAGUGGAAGCGCAGCUCCUUCAUUUUCGAGCUUCUCGGAGACAACUGGUACUAACGUAAUUUCUCCAAAGAAUUCGUUCAACGUUUCGUCAAUCGGCUCGUCACAGAAUUUCUCCUUUCAACAGCCCAGUCAACAGAUCUUCCACACCCCAAUGGGCUUGUCUUUAAGUCAAGGGUAUACGCAUACCGAGGAUGAUGGAACACAAUUUCUGAUGGACGAUGAUAUGCAGUAA